Molecule: messenger RNA, 610 nt
Organism: Closterium sp. NIES-67
Lineage: Eukaryota; Viridiplantae; Streptophyta; Zygnematophyceae; Desmidiales; Closteriaceae
Source: the annotation of a GenBank genome assembly
AAACCGUUGUGGCGGCCUCAGCGCAGGCUCGUCAGGGUAGGGGACGUCGGGCCCAAAGGGGGCAUGGCGGCGGGAGGGGUGGUAUGGUUGGCGGAGGUGGCGGAGGUGGCGGAGGUGGCGGAGGUGGCAGAGGUGGCGGCAGUGGUGGAGGGGACGGUGGUGCAGACGAGGGGACCAAGGCUGAUGCCCCGGUGCAGCAGCAGGAGUAGCAGCAGCAGCAGCCAUGGGGACCCCGCCGCCCCAGCUGAUAUGAUGACCAAGAGGCUGGUUGAGCAGCAGCAUUGGAAGUGUUGCAAGCUUGCUGGGAUGGCUCUGAACUAAGGGGAGCAGAUUCUAAGGCCAACAAUCCGAGGGGGAGUUUGUUGGUGCAAUCCUAUGGCUUGCACUCGGCUUGUCGUCCUUGUUUGUGUGUGUGCAUGCAUGGCAUGGAAUGAAUUGUGAGUCUAUGUCAGUGCUAUCUAGUGCUUGUGUGAAUGUUUGAAUGGUGUAUCACAGUGUGGCUUGUGUCGGUCAAGACAUUAGCGAGUUUUUACAACUCGCAUGUCAAGUCGUCGUUUGUGUGUCGCAUGUGUUUUUUCUAUUUUGUCGAGUGUGAAGUGUCCAUCGUGUC